UUUCUUUUCUUUCAGUAACCGGGAUGAAUCCUUUGUCUCCAUAUUUAAAUUUGGACCCCAGGUACCUAGUACAGGAUACAGAUGAGUUUAUCCUGCCCACAGGAGCCAACAAAACACGGGGCAGAUUUGAAUUGGCCUUUUUUACCAUUGGAGGAUGUUGUAUGACAGGAGCAGCAUUUGGUGCACUGAAUGGCUUGCGGCUUGGCUUGAAGGAGACACAGAAUAUGGCAUGGUCAAAACCUAGAAAUGUACAAAUUCUAAAUAUGGUGACAAGGCAAGGAGCAUUAUGGGCUAACACACUGGGAUCUCUGGCUCUGCUUUAUAGUGCAUUUGGAGUAGUCAUUGAAAAAACACGAGGUGCAGAAGAUGACCUGAAUACCAUAGCUGCUGGAACUAUGACAGGAAUGCUGUACAAAAGCACCGGUGGAGUGCGUGGGGUAGCACGAGGCGGCAUCGUGGGUCUGACCCUCACAGGCCUCUACGCUCUCUACAACAACUGGGAGCACAUGAGGGGCUCCCUGGCGCGGCAGUCCCUCUGAGCAGGGCCCCGGCGCUGGGCAGAGGACACGCUCCACCGUCACCAAGGCAAUCGGCUGACAUCUGUCUGGUGCCCCUUCCUAUUUUAUUGACAACUCGUGCGAAACUGAAGGAAACUAUCAUGCUGGGAGCAACCUCCUGACACCGCUGGGCUGGACCGGCCCUUUCCUUCCUGCCAGCCGGGAGCUGGAGGCCGCAGUGCGCAUUGGACCUGCAAGCAAGCAGAGCGCCUGGCAGGACGCAGGCUCCCCGAGACCUCCCCAGGCAGCCCAGG
Molecule: messenger RNA, 811 nt
Organism: Tinamus guttatus (white-throated tinamou)
Lineage: Eukaryota; Metazoa; Chordata; Aves; Tinamiformes; Tinamidae
Source: RefSeq, a predicted model, not a curated record